ACCGAUAUUAAUGGUUUAUUUGUUGACAAAAGAAAUAACAGCACAAAGGAUGCUGAUAAAGUUUUCGAAACGAAAGUGACAGCGAAUUAAAUGUGCAUGUAGUACAAAACAAUACUAUAUCUUAUAUUUUCAAUCAUCAUUUCAUGAAAAUUAUACAAAAUGGAUAUAUUGUGGAAGAAAGCUACACUACCCAGCAUUGAAGAUUUUGCAAAGGAUAUAAUCGUUAAAAAGAACUUAACCACUGAGUUAAGUAAAGCUAUCCGGAAUGUACAAGAAGAAAAUGUUGGAAAAUCAAUCAUCACCGAUUACGAAUCGAGUAAUAUCUUUUGCAAUGUUUUGGAAGCAAUAUUGAUCCACGGGUUGAAAGACAAGCUAAGUAACAAAAUGUCAUCUGUAUUUAGUAGUUCACCUGACAGAAUGCCAGAACCCCAAUUUUGGUCUGUAGUUUCUCGAUACAGUCACAGUAAUGUUAUCUCAGAAAUAAAGACUUUUAGUAAUAUCACUACGGACAUCGGUCGCGGCCGAGCUUGGUUGCGUGCAUCGUUAAAUGAUGGUCUAAUUCUAAGUUAUAUGAGCACAAUGACUACUGAUGUAUCAAGUUUGCAAAAGUUUUAUAUCACUACAGCAUUUUUGAGAGACAAAGAACAAUCAGACAUAAUGAAACAGCUUUUAGAAGGAAUCAGCGUAUUCAGUUUUGAGUUAUCUUGUAAUGACAGUGCUUUAAAUGUAUGGAACAGUUUGCCUCUUACUUUGUCUAAUUUAUGGACACCCCCUGUUACUCCUCAACCUGUUAUGCCAGCUGUUGAUGUUAUAGACUUUUUUACUGAUCCAAAAAAUCAAGCCAAAGCUGCAACUAAAAGUGAUCAAAACAGUCCUAGAAUUAAAAAAUCAUCAGUAAUUGAAACUCAAACUGAUAUGCCAUCAUCUUCUUGUGGGGAUCCUUCUAAUGAUUCUGAUCAUUUGAAUCAGUCAGACCAAAAUAUCAUUACUCAUAAUGUAUUAAGUAGUGAUAUAGAUGAUGCAAUUGCGACAAGAGUUAAUGAGAUGAGCGCUGUUCAAGGUGCGACUGUUAAUCACUCUGAUGAUGCAGCAACUGUAGAUGCGUUCCAUUUAGAGGAAACCAGUUCAAAGAUCUCAUCGUCAGAUUCUGUUCCUGAUUUUGGUCUGGAAAUAGUUGAUAGUGAUAUGGAGUUCACUCAUAUUGGUUUAACCGGAAAUAGAUUGAGUUCAAAAUGUGGAUGGUCUUCGGCUUUUGAAGAACCAACAACCCCAACCUCACCAGAACAAGACCAGAGCUAUGAUUCAUUGCUGCAGAGUUAUAAUAAAAAUCUGAAUAAAGUUGUAAUUGGAACGCCUGAAUUAUCAGAUACUUUUUCUUCCAUAAUGGGAAAGAAUGAAGAUGAUUAUUGUGAGUUUUCUGAAGAAACUAAAUCUCCUGAUUUGGAUUUUGAGAUUGUUCCUAAAUACCUUUCCUCUGAACAUGCUGAUGAAGAAACUAAGUUACUAAUAUCUAUUUUAGGAAAAGUAUGCCCGGAACAGGGUCUUGACACUCAAAAUUUUCAAUGUUACUCUUGUGGAAGGCAAAUUGGCUUUAUUUAUGGCAAAGCAAGGCUUUGCUAUUAUGAUGGAUAUAAUUAUUGCUAUGAUUGCCAUGAUAAUGAAGAAGAGUAUGUUCCCGCCCGCAUGAUCCAUAAUUGGGAUUUCAAGCAGUACCCUGUGUCUAAAAGAGCAAAAGUUUUUUUGUCAAGAAUAGUCAAAGAUCCUAUGUUAGACAUAAAAGAACUGAAUCCUGUGAUAUAUACAGCAGUUGAAGAAAUGGCACAAAUGCAGCUGUUAAGAACUCAACUUACUUUUUUGCGAUCCUACAUCUUCACUUGCAAACAGUCAAUCGCUGAAGAUCUGCGUAUGCAACUGUGGCCUCGAGAAUAUCUGUACGAACAUGUGCACUUAUAUGCGAUAGACGACAUUUUAGAUAUCCAAUCUGGUGCUCUUGCACAAACUCUUCAGAAGGUUAUAGCAUUUGCAAAGAAGCAUGUUUUAGCUUGUCAGUUGUGUCUUUUAAAAGGGUUUAUUUGUGAGGUUUGUAAAAAUUUGAAACCAAUUUAUCCAUUUGAUGUUGAUACCACCUAUCAUUGUGAUAAAUGCCUUGCUGUUUACCAUGCUGUUUGCAUGGAUGCUAAUAAAUAUUGUCCUAAGUGUAUCCGUCAGAUGAAAAGAAGACAGUUGUUAGAUUCUGCUAUCGCUGACUAAAAUUAUUUAGUUAUUCUUUCUUUUUUUUAAUCUGUGAGGUGUUCUAAACUAAUAUGUCAGUUUUCAGGCCAUUGAAAACUUUCUAAUAUAAUUAAAGUGUUCCUUAUUUUUUUUUAUGUCGUCUCAACUGCAAGACAUCAUAAAUUUUAAAAAAAUUCUUUUAAAUAGUAUAAUCAAAUUUUGAUUUAAAAAAUCAGGUAAAAAUUUUGUUUUUAUGAUAGUUUAUUUUCUGUUCAUAUCUGGUAACAAUAAAUUAGUUUUGAUACAUAUGUUCAUCAAAUAAAUAUAAAAUUGUUACAGAUCCUUAUGUAGUCUUUUACAUUGCAGUAAUUGAUUAGCUCAACAAUUUUAAAGUGAAAGAACUUAAAAAAAUUUAUAUGUUUGUUUGUUUUUUUCCCUUCUGUCAAUUUGUAGUUUGUUAGCAUACCUCUAUAUUGACACAUGAAAAUAUUUGUUGCAAAUAAAAAAAAAUAAUACACUCUAAAUGAAAUAGUUAUGAUGAUAGGUACAAAUCCCAAUAUUGAUAGUUCUCAAUUAAUUGAUAUUCAAACCAUGUGUCAGUUUUAAACCAAAUUAUUUUGUUUUUAAGUGUUAUGUGUUUAUAUUAUCAUUUAUGUAAUGAAAAUAUUGCAACUUUAAAUGUGCUGAAAUUAUUUUAAUUUUUUACUUAUAAAUUAAGAUCUGCAUCUUAUUUUCUUAAUGAUAGGUAUCUAUAAAUAAUGAGAAUUAUAUAUAGCACGAAAAAUAAAUCUAAUGCAUUAUCCUCCCCCCCCCUCUAUGGUUUUUAUAUUAACUACAUUACAUUUCGGUUUCAUUUUAGUGACUUAUAUUUUUAUUAUUUAUAAAUUAUACAUUCUUCUGAUUAGAAUAUUACUUAAAAUAUACAAUUUGAUAAAUGAUAAUAAUCAGUGUGAAUUAAAAAAUUGGAGAUAAACUAAUAUUUAUUUUGUUACUAAUAUUUAUUCCUUAGGAAUUAUGUUAACGAAUUCUGAAUAUAAAGAUUUAUUAUUUCUUUAGCCUUUUCUUUUCCAGGUACUAUGAGAGAGGUUUAUACCAAAUUAUAUAAGAAUAUUUUAUAAUAUUUAUUUCAAUUUCAUUCUUUAUCAAUUUUCAUUAUUUGCUAUUAAAACUAAACUGAUAGUAGAGAAUUUCAGAUAAUUUAAAAUAUUUUUGAAAUGUUUCUACUAAAUUUUCUAUGUCAUUUUGAUUUUCUUUUCUCUCAAAGACUCUUAAACUCACGUAUUUCAAACUUCAUAGAAAAUUUUUAUGAUAUACACUUCAAUUUGAAUUUUGUUUAGUCUCUUAAAAAUUAGUAACAUUAAUUUGUAGCAUUCAUACAGCAGUAUUUAUGAAUCAAUUUAUUUAAUAUAGAAUGCUUGAUAAAAUAUACAAAAUUUCUGAUUUAUUAAAAUAUUUUAUUAAUAAAAUUAACUAUUUUAAUAUUUAAGAAAUCUUAACUUAAAAGUGUAUUGUAAGCGUACUCUUGUAUCAACCUUUAUUAGACUUAUGUUUCUAAAAAUUUAAAUUAAUUUUAUAUUAUAUGUAUUUAAAUCUGGUUUAUGAUCAAUUUAAAAUUAAAUAUAUUAAAUUAGCAAAAUUAUAAUUCCACCCUUCCCCUAAAAUCAAAAUCAAAAGGCAAACAUUUUUAUUCAAGAAUUUUCAUUAUUGUUGAACUGUAUUAAAAGAUAUUGAGCAACGAAUAUUCCUUAGCAACUCAAGAUCUUCACUUACUUUAUACAUGAAGCUCUUGUAUUUUCUUCAACGUCAAUGAAAAUUUUUCUUUUAUAAUUUCUCUGCUUAUAGUGCACUUUUAUUGCAGGUUAACGAAAAGCUUAAUUUUUUUGGCAUUUUAUUUUUGUAAAAAUUAGUGUAAAAAUUUUUUUUUAAUGUUUUAUAAUUUUUUCUUUAAAAAAAGGUUGUCAAAACUUUUUGUCCAAGAUCCCAAGAAAAAUUCUAGGAUGUUUUAACACCUAUAGAAAAUUUUUAUAAAAUUCCAAGUACCUACAUGAAUGGUGUGUGUUAUUAGUUGUGAAUAUCUGAAGAUGGAGAUUAAAAAUUGGUUACUAUAUACGUUUUUUCAGACUCUCAAAUUUAGUUUUGUCAGACACUCUCCUCAGUUUCAUCCUAUAAUUUUAUUUAUAUAAUUUUCUUCCUAUAAUCUUUUAUAAGUACAUUUUAUUAAAAACAUUUCAGCAAGUGUUGCAUUGCACAAAAUUCAAGUAAUCAUAUGUAUGUUCAUCACUAAAAGUUUAGUUUUAUAAUUUCUGUGAUAGACUUUAGAAAUCAUUUUUAAAGAAAAUAUUCAAAAAUUAUAACAAUUUUCAUACAAUCAUAUUUCUUUUUCAUGUCGAGAUCUAGUCAAAUUCAAUCCUUUUUUUUUAAAAAAAAAGAGAGUUGUAAAUAAUAUUUUAAUUAACAAAUCAUUAUAGAUUUCUAAAACUAUCUAGUACAAAUUAUCCUGUAUCUAACUAGGUACAAAUUAUCCUGUAUCUCACGGUCUUUGCAAAUUAUCCUGUAGGUCACGGGUUUGUGCACAUAGUAUGAGUUUAAGCCUAAAAUAAAGUAAUAAUUGUUUUCAUUUAUCAUUUAAGUCACCAUAGAAUAAAUAAAGAUAUUUAUAUAUUAUUUUUAUUAAUUUUUGAAUAAAAAUUAUGGGGAAAAAUAUAUUUUUCCAUAAUCACUAUUAGAAAUUGUAUCAUAAGUAUUAUCUAUUCAUAUUUUUGCAUGUGUAGUUAAAUGGCUUGUGUUAGAUCUGCUUUUAUUUAAAAGUUUUCUUCAAAUAUAUUCUUGAAACAUUUAUUUUAUACUGUAAAAAUAUCUAAUCCUGAAUGUUAAUGAAUUAUUUGCAAGACAGUAUAAAAUAAAAGUUUUGUUGAUCCAGUACUUUUCAGUCAUUGAAAAAUUAAACUAGAUACUAUUUAAUCAAAGUUAAUUUUUUAAGUUAAUUCAAUAAUCAGUGUCAGAUUAAUAAUUAUAAAUGUCUAAUUGUGAUAAAGAUUUGAAGAAAUUAGUACUUUUUCUUGGUCAGUAUAAAGACAUAUAAUGAGGAAAUGAAUAAAUAAAAAAUAAUUAUUUCAUUCCUUAGGAUUUCAAAAGCAAUAUUAUACAAAAAUAAUAAAUGCUAAUACAUUUUCUAACUACUCCUACCCUCUGCUAAUUUAAUUUUAUAUUGUAAAUACGUUUAUUUCGAGUAGUUAAAAUAUUUGAUCAAUUUAGUCAGUUUCUUUUACUUUUUUUUUGGAACCUGUAUGUAUA
Molecule: messenger RNA, 5505 nt
Organism: Parasteatoda tepidariorum (common house spider)
Lineage: Eukaryota; Metazoa; Arthropoda; Arachnida; Araneae; Theridiidae
Gene: Plekhm1
Product: Pleckstrin homology and RUN domain containing M1
Source: RefSeq, a predicted model, not a curated record